This is a messenger RNA of Onthophagus taurus, 1791 nucleotides long. RefSeq names its product ATP-binding cassette sub-family G member 4-like. Gene Ontology annotation, biological process: transmembrane transport. Gene Ontology annotation, molecular function: ABC-type transporter activity; ATP hydrolysis activity; ATP binding. The record is from RefSeq and is a predicted model, not a curated record. Gene Ontology annotation, cellular component: plasma membrane. Lineage: Eukaryota; Metazoa; Arthropoda; Insecta; Coleoptera; Scarabaeidae.
UUAUCCUCUAUUCUUGAUAAAUAAACCUCCACAGGUUCACUAAAAAAAUGUACGUUGAUAUCGAAUUCAAAAACUUGACCUACUUCAUUUCAGAAAAUAAAAAGGUUUUGAGUGAUUUAAACGGUAAAUUCGCCAGUGGGGAAUUAACAGGAAUUUUAGGUCCUUCCGGGGCGGGAAAAUCAACAUUAUUAAAUAUUUUAGCUGGAUUAAUUCAUGAUGGUGUUAAAGGUGAUAUUUACAUCAAUAAUAAGCCGAGAAACAACAAAAUGUUUCACAAAAUCUCUUCUUACAUCAUGCAAGAUGACGUUGUUCAACACCAUCUAAAAGUUGAAGAAUGUCUUCAGAUCGCAAUUAAUCUAAAAUUAGGAAAAUCCCUUUCUGAUUGCGAAAAAGAAAAAACUCUCAAAACAAUUUUAAAAUCAAUGUGUUUAGAACAAUGUAUACAAACGGAGACUCAAUAUCUUUCCAGUGGGCAAAGAAAACGUCUUAUAAUAGCGUUAGAAUUAGUUAAUAACCCACCAGUUAUCUUUUUAGAUGAACCAACAACUGGAUUAGAUGAAAUUACCCUUUUAAGUUGCAUGAAAUUAUUAAAACUGUUAACUGGAGAAGGUCGCACAAUAAUCUGCACAAUUCACCAACCGUCGGAUAACGUUUUUAAUUUAUUUGAUAACGUUUACUUUCUCGUAAAAGGACGAUGCGUUUACAAAGGGAAACCCGGCGAAAUUAUACCAUUUUUAAACGAAAUUAACUUAUCGUGUCCACUAAAUUAUAACCCAGCCGAUUAUUUAAUUGAAUUAAUAGCCGAAAAUGAUGAAUUCCAUGCCUCGUUAUCCAAUCAAGCUAAAAAAUGCAAAUAUAACGAAAACAACAUUCAAAAUGAUGGUGUAAUAUGGCCAUAUGAAGAUUUACCACCGCUGUGGUAUCAAGUAAAAGUCUUAAUGUCAAGAAGAUUUAAACAGAUUUUUCGAAAUAAACUACAUUUAUCGAUUGAAAUAGGACAUAAUAUUUUUACUGGUUUUUUUAUAGGAUUGUUGUUUUAUCAAAUGGGGAACAACGCGAAAACUUUGGUUAAUAAUAUUUUCAUCUUUUAUGCGAUAAAUAAUUAUUUAAUGUUUACCUUUGGAAUUACACUGAUUUUAAUAUAUCCAUUUGAAAUGAAAAUUCUUCAAAGGGAAUACAUGAAUAGAUGGUACAAUUUGAAAGCUUAUUAUUUAGCUUUAAAUUUAUCGAUUUUUCCAAUACCAUGUAUUGGUACCACAAUUUUAUGUUUAUUAAUUUACUACAUGACCGGACAACCAACAGAUGAACCCUAUAGAUUUUUUUGGUUCACCCUAUCAUUAAUUCUUUAUGGUUUUGCAUCACAAGGUUUCGGAUUGGUAAUAGCAACAAUUUUUAAUCCAGCUCAAGGAGCUGUUGUUGGAUCAACAAUCGGAGUGGCUCUCGUUCUUUUGUCGAUUUGCACAAAUGGAUACGGAGAUCAACUUUCCACAACAAUGAAAAUCUUGACUUCACUCAGUUAUGUUUAUCACACAUACUCAGCAAAUUUAAUAGCGAUAUUGCGUGCGAGAGGACCCGCAAUAUGCGAGGAUGCUUUUUGUUAUUAUUCAAGUCCAAGGGAUCUAUUAAAGAAAAUGGGAUUAAGUGAAAAUGGUUAUUUCAUUUCUAUUUUGUAUGUGUUAUUCUUUUUGGUGUUACACAGACUUAUGGCGUAUGUUAUCUUAAAAGGAAGAGUAAACCCAAAUUCUAAAUUAAACAAGUUGUUGAAAAAUGUUAAUUAAUUUUGUUUUUAUA